Messenger RNA from Planococcus citri (citrus mealybug), 4176 nucleotides. RefSeq lists its product as uncharacterized. NCBI's taxonomy places the organism in Eukaryota, Metazoa, Arthropoda, Insecta, Hemiptera, Pseudococcidae. The transcript is spliced from 4 exons. The record is from RefSeq and is a predicted model, not a curated record. Gene Ontology annotation, molecular function: DNA-binding transcription factor activity, RNA polymerase II-specific; RNA polymerase II cis-regulatory region sequence-specific DNA binding. Gene Ontology annotation, biological process: regulation of DNA-templated transcription; cell differentiation; anatomical structure morphogenesis. Bases 501 to 2933 code for a protein of 810 amino acids.
UUAGUGACGGUUUAUGCACGAAUGUACGCGGACAGGUGAGUCACAGAUCCCGCCUUUUUUAAAAUAACAACCACUAGUUGCUCGAACGGUUUUCUCUUACCCGGUCGUCCGACAGGUAAUUACGGAAUUUCGCGAAAAAUUUCGCGCGAGUGUGGUUAUAGUUUGCAAGCAAUAAGUUUUUGUUUUUCUAGAAAAAAGAAAAAAAGUUGAAAUAUUCGCGACGUUAUUAUUGCCCGACAGUGAUCGUGAAAAUUUACGCGGAAUUCGCGGUAUAAGCGAUAAAUAUGUAACUCGUUGAAUAUGGUUUAAUGAAUCUAUAAUUUUUUUUUUUUAGUUUUUUCAAAAUGUUGUGACACUGUGUUUCAAUUUUUUUCGUGUUGUUUUAAUUUUGAUUUCACUAUAAUGAAAUGUAGUAGAAAUAAAAGAUAACCUUAAAAUUGUACCACGAUGACUUGAUCAAAGUGCGAAAAAAAUUAUCGGGUGUUUUGGUUUUUUAGAGCAUGUCAUCGACGAAUUUAUCAGAACCAAGCACUGAUCCAACCUUAAUAAUGUUGCAGCAAGAACAUCAAUUAAACAACGUAAAUCCGUUCUCUUCAACAUCUUACACCGUAAUGGACGACUACAUGCACCAAGAUCUAUCGCAAAAAAUCGCCGGCUCUGUGAAUUCGCCGCAAGAUCCGUCGUCGGCAUCGUACAAUGUACUUUCUCCAUCUCAUUCACCCACCAAUCCCUAUAGUCAACACCACCUGUAUGAAAACAUUAGAAAUUACGCGCACCAUCAUAAUUACAUUAGUAACUCUAAUAACGAAAAUGAUCUCGUCGUUCCUAUUACGCAAAUGUUACCAGGCCUAAUAAAUCAACAACAUCAAAGAUUACAACAACCAACCGAAGAUAUUAAUGCGACGUGGAUAACCCCAACAGGCAACGAUGAAUUGAUAGGGGGCAACGGUAACACUUUCUUACUGAAUUCGGAAGAUGCCGUUCGCGCAGGAGGCGGUGGACAUUUAGCCAAUUACCAUCUGCAUCAUCAGCAGCAUUUGAUAACCAACGAGGUCGGCAAUAUCGGUAAAAUAACUACUGGUAAUCAACAAAAAUGCAUCAAAGAACAACGUAUCAGAAGACCGAUGAACGCGUUCAUGGUGUGGGCUAAAAUUGAACGCAAAAAAUUAGCCGAUGAAAAUCCAGAUCUACAUAACGCUGAUCUCAGUAAAAUGUUAGGUAAAAAAUGGAGAGGUUUAACGCCUCAAGAUCGCCGACCAUUUGUAGAAGAGGCUGAAAGAUUGCGUGUGAUUCAUAUGCAAGAGUAUCCAAACUACAAAUACAGACCAAGAAGACGAAAACACAACAAACGAACUGGUAGCACCGGAGUUUCACCUUCCGAUAACCAACCAAACCUAUCGCCUGGUCCUGGUAAUGCUAAUAAAAGACCCAACUGCCGCGAUAUGUCACCUGGUCACUCGAUAAAACUACCUAAUUCGCAAUAUCCAUCAUCUCCUUAUCAAAGUGGUACUUUUUCACCAGUGAUGCCUCAACAGCAGCAGCAAUACCCGUACUAUAGUCCAACGAAAACGCCACCGUUUUACCCGAAUAGCGAAAGCCCUUAUACCCCUGUCGAUAUCAAUACGCCGGAUUCGUCGCCUAGCUGUAGCACCGACCAAGAAGCUCAAAGCUCGAUGGAGAAGUCAACGAAAAACAGCAACGACCGACAUACGCCCAAAGAUAAUACUCACCAUAUGGAGGAAGAUAAACGUAACAUCUCGACGCCGGAGAUAUCGCCUUUAGAUCACGAAAAGAACUUCCGGUUUUCUAAUCCGCAGACGUCGAUACAAUGCUGCCAUGAAAAUACCAACGAUAAACUAACGUACACUUAUUCGUCGUCGACGGCUUUAAAAAAUUUAGCUUCUCAUCCUACCGAUAGUUCCUACAACUGUUUUCAUCAAAGGCCUUCCGCUUACAAGCAGUGCGCAACUGGUUACCAUGGAACGGGACAAAACCAUAGUGCAAUAACAGCCAUGGGUGUCGCUAAAGGAAUGGUCAUGAUGUGUACGAACCAGAAGCUGUUGGAAUCGUACGAGCAUAAUGGCAUCGUAACCGGCACAUUUUAUCCGCCCAUCGUAACCACCAAAGAUUUACAAGAUACCAAUUCGCAAAUGUACACUUUGGUCACUUCGAACGCUCUAGCCAGCAAUACCAAUUGCCGAAAUUUUAUGCCCAAUUAUGCUACCUCACCGUGUCGUCAGUCGCAUUCGCCUCAAACCAAUACUAGUAAUAUGUAUCCUUCUUGCUCAAGUCCGGCUGACUCAGCUCAUAAAUCGGUAGCUGAUAAUUACGAAGGAAACGACCUGCGUGAAAAAAGUCAAAACUGCUACGAUAAUAAUUCGGUGAAUUACAAUUCAGUCAUGCCUGAUACCAUGAUGAGAGAUGGCAACGCUCCAAAUCGAUGCGUAGAACAAGAUUACAAAUACAAUAUGAAGUAUUCCGAAUCCAGUCACCUGAAUAUGAACACCAGAAACGAUCAUAUUCCUCAAACUGUACCGCUAGACUCAAAUCAAAACUUUCCCGAACAUUUACAUCAAUAUUUCUACAACAAUUACCAACCACACAACACGGUCGAAUCCGCUCAGCAAAAAUUCCUGCCAAAUUACGACAAAGAGUACAUACCAAUAGAGCAUGCCAACAUCGAAGAUUAUACAUCCCACUGCAACAAUUCAUACAUCAUGAAUGAAGAUUUACAACAACGUUACCAUCAACAGCCAUCGCCCAGCUCAGAGCAUAUUUUGCGACACCCGAAUGCUCCUUUGACGGCUCCAUUAUCAACGCCCUCUCCUCCUUUAUUACCUCCCAAUACAGCAUCCGCUGUCCCUAGAAUAAAGCAAGAAGAAGACUUUAGUGUAAUUUUAGCCGAUGUUCGAAAAACUUGUUAUAGCAGUUGAAUUCAUUAGGAUUAAUUUAAAUUUUCAAUUUUCAUAUACAUAGGUACACGACAAUACGAAAAGAAAAACGAACAUUGACUUGGGUAGGUAUACGCUAUACAAGACAAAAAGACGAAAUGAUCUCAUUUUUGUGUAAAAUUUUUCGUUUUCUAAGCAUAUACAAAGUAUGAAGAACAUUGCCGAUUAUAAUUUUAAGAAAACGUGUAUCUACUUUCAAGUUAUAUAUCUAUUUAACCAUCAUCAGUUUUCUAAUCUUAACUACAAAAUCGUCCUGAAAAUGAAAGAAGAACAUCCAUCUAAUAGGCACCUAAGUAGGUACAUUCGUGUCCUUACCUUUGCUUUAAAAUAGAUUAUAUUCAAUUUCGUAUCCAUUAAAAAAAAAAUCAUUUUAAUCAAAAUAGGUAGAAAUAUUCGGUAGGUAAUAAUUUGUAUAAUGGGGAUGAUUUUCAGUUCAGUUUCGAUUAGACCGUUGUAUUUGAUUUAUUUAUUAUAUCGAUAAAAUCUAGUCCUAAAAUUUGUUGUUAAGAAUGUUACUUGUUCCAAUUUGCCUGUUUAUAUUAUUACCUAUUUAUCGACAAUUUUUUAUUCCAAUAAUUGGCGAAUAAAACUUACGACGACCUUUGUAACAUUCAAAAAAGCAUUAAAGAUAGCCAUAUUAUAAUGUACUUAAAUGAAUAAUUGUAUGGAUAGGUAAAUUUUUUCAUAGAUACUUGCAUAUAGGUACUUGUACCUACAUGCUCGGAGCGAUUUUGAUAAUAGCGAAUGACUGACAUGUCUAAUUAAAAAUGUUAAUUAGUACGAGCUAUGUACUAAUUAAUAAACUUAUCAUAAACAUUAGAAUUUACCUCGCCAAUGUACUUAUUUCACAUUCUUACAUUAUUAAUUGUUGUUAAUUACACGAUUCAAACGUUAAAUUUCAUUGCUUCAAAUAUGUACUUAAAUCAACGUGUAAAAAAUAUUUUAUAUUUAUAUGUUUCAACAUGAAUGAAUAUUCAUCGCAGUAAUUUUUAUAUUUUUAUGAAAUUUUUAUCGUGCUUUUUUUGAAUCGAGGGGGGGAGGGGUUUGUAAAUAUACCUUUUUUGUAUUAUUUAUUUGUAAAAUUCUUUUUGUUAUUGUAGAUAUUUGCAAUAUCGAUAUUUUUAAAAUUUUUGGGUUUUAAUAUAUUAUACAUUAUAUUUUUUUUUCAUGUUUAUGCGUUGGAAAUACAAAUUGUUGUAAUACGAAUAAAAGUUUUAUACCUAAA